Messenger RNA from Mytilus californianus (California mussel), 2766 nucleotides. RefSeq lists its product as uncharacterized. Bases 1 to 2766 code for a protein of 921 amino acids. NCBI's taxonomy places the organism in Eukaryota, Metazoa, Mollusca, Bivalvia, Mytilida, Mytilidae. The record is from RefSeq and is a predicted model, not a curated record. The transcript has 3 exons. Gene Ontology annotation, molecular function: protein binding.
AUGACAACAAUUUCUGAAGAAGAAGAAAACUAUGUGAGGAUGGAUAUGUUGCUAUCUGGGAUUUCCCAGCGUGCAGCUGUUGGUAGACUAGGUGGCCAAAGUAUGUUUGAUGAAUGUAAAGAGUUCAGGACAAAAAUUUUGGAUCAGUCGACUGUCCCUUGGAACAUAAGAGAUCAAAUCAAUAAGACAUUGGAAGCAUGGAAAGUGAUGAAUUCCAAAUUUGUUGGAACCAAGGCUUCCCAGUAUGUUCUUAAAUGUAUACAGAAACACAGUUGUGUAACAAUUACAGCAAGUUCUGGUGUUGGAAAGACAGUAACUCUACGACAUGUUGCACUAGAGAUGGCAGACGAUGGGUACAAUGUUCUUCCCGUAACCAAUCCACGUGAUAUAGUAAAAUUUAACAAUCCAAAUAAAAAAAACCUGUUCAUUUUGGAUGAUUUUUGUGGAACUUAUUCUAUUAACCAAUCUGACCUGAAUAGAUUGGAACCAGUCAUGGAAAGUAUCAAAGAUUUGUUGAUUCAAAAUAAGACAACAAAAAUCAUUGUAGCAUGUCGACUACAAAUUUAUCAGGAUUACAAAUUUAAAUCGUUGUCAAUUUUCAGGACAUGUGAAUGUAACCUGCUAUCAGAAGAUUUGUGUUUAUCACAAACAGAGAAACAGUCAAUAGCAGAACUAUAUCUUGAAACAAAAACUUCAUACAUAACUAAAGACUGUGUAUAUGAUUGUUUUCCACUUCUUUGUAAAUUGUAUAGUGUCAAUCCUAAACCCAACAUAACAGAUUUCUUCCAGAAUCCAUUUUCAGUUUAUGAAUUAGAGAUUGAGAAGUUGCAUAACAAUGGACAUUUUAGAAAAUAUUGUGCCUUGGCUUUAUGUGUCAUGUUUAACAACAGACUAGAAGAGGAAUGGUUUACAGAUGAAAUAGAUAAAGAAAAAAACACAAGAAUAAAGAAUACAUGUGAAGCGUGUAAGCUGAACAGAGGAACAUCUCGACUUACCUUACUAGAUGAAAUGAAGAACCUUGAACAUACUUUCCUGAAGAAAGAACAAGAUAUAUAUACAAGUAUACAUGAUAAAAUAUUUGACUUCCUAGCAUAUUAUUUUGGACAGAGCAUGCUCCAGUGUGUGAUCAAAAAUGCAGACAGUUGGGUUAUUAGUCAAAGAUUUGUAUUAGAAAAAAGAGAUAGUACGGAUCAGUUUAUGACAAUAGUACCAGCUAAAUACCACCCAAUGUACAUGCAGCGAAUGAUUGAUGACUGGUCUAAGGGUAAAGUACAGCAUGUGUUUGAUAAUAUCAAUUUGCAAAUACCAGAGAUCAGACAGAGAUUUCGCUGUUAUUUAUUUAGUACACUUGAUAUCUUACAUCAGAGACAACUAGCACUAACCUGUGAUGUUGAUUACAAGAACACUGUUCUGAUACACUGUUGUUUCCUAAAUGAUAUUCCAUUCAUCAACUGGUGUAUUCAUCAUUGCGUUGAUGUCAAUCAGGGCAACAUUAGUGGUGAGAGUCCCUUACUUGUUACUGCACAAGAAGGCCAUAAAGAGGUUAUGGAAUUAUUACUGGACAACAAGGCAGACAUAAAUAAGUGUGAAAAAAACGAAAUAUCUCCUUUGUAUAUUGCUUGUUACAAAAACCGCACAGAGAUAGUUAAGAUUUUACUUGCCCACAAUGCAAACAUUGAUAAGUGUAGACAUAAUGGAGAAUCACCAUUCUUUGGUGCUUGUCGUAAUAAUAAUAUAGAAGUAGUUAAAUUAUUGUUAGAUAAAAAGGCAGAUAUUAACAAAGUUACAGAUGAAGGAGCAUCUCCUUUAUUAGUUGCUUGUCAAAGUAAUUAUAUAGAGAUUGUAACGUUAUUACUAGACAACAAGGCAAAUAUUACAACGCGUGCAUAUAAUGGAGCGUCUCCUCUUUAUGUAGCCUGUCAGAAUAACCAUGUAGAGCUAGUAAAGUUAUUACUGGACAACAAGGCAGAAAUCAAUACGUGUUUAAAUAGUGGAGCAUCACCUUUGUGGAUUGCUUGUCAGAACAAUCAUAUUGUAAUAGUAAAUGUAUUACUGAAUAACAAUGCAGACAUCAAUAAGUGUACAGAUGACGGAGCAUCUCCUUUGUAUGUUGCUUGUCAGAAUAAUAAUGAAAAAACAAUAAAGGUAUUACUGGAAAACAAGGCAGACAUUAAUAAGUGUGAUGAUAAUGGAGCUUCUCCUUUGUAUGUUGCUUGUCAGAAUAAUAAUAUAGAGAUAGUUAAAAUAUUAUUGCAUAACAAGGCAGACAUAAAUAAAUGUUCAGAUAUUGGUGCAUCUCCUUUGUUUAUUGCUUGUCAUUCAAAUCGUACAGAAAUUGUAAAAAUAUUACUCAACAACAAGGUGGAUAUUGAUAAAUGUAUAGAUGUUGGAGCAUCCCCGUUGUUUAUCGCUUGUAUGAAUAAUAAUAUAGAGAUAGUAAAGAUAUUACUGUACAACAAUGCAGACAUUCAUAAGUGUGAACAUUCUGGAAGAUCUCCUUUGUCUGUUGCUUGUCAGAAUAAAAAUAUAGAGAUAGUAAAGGUAUUACUGGACAAUAAAGCAGACAUAAAUAAGUGUAUGAAUGAUGGAGCAUCUCCUUUGUUAAUUGCUUGUUGGCAGAAUAAUAUAGAAUUAGUUAAGGUGUUACUUGCCUACAACGCAGACAUUGACAAAAGUGCAAAUGAUGGAGCAUCCCCGUUGUUUAUUGCUUGUCAGAAAAAUCACAAAGUGAUAGUAAAAAUAUUACUGGACAACAAACUGAUAUAA